Molecule: messenger RNA, 2113 nt
Organism: Amoebophrya sp. A120
Lineage: Eukaryota; Dinophyceae; Syndiniales; Amoebophryaceae
Source: the annotation of a GenBank genome assembly
AUGAAACAAGGUCGGGGGCGAGCCCAAAUAAAAAACAACUUUCCUAUGCAACCCACGAACAUGAUCAAGAAAGACAAAUACAAACGUAAAAAAAAAAAGGCGAAAAAUAUCUUUCGCCUAGAGAUUCAGAACAAGAAGAAUAACCUCCAACACGGCCGCGCUGUGCAAAUUUCACUUUCAGUACUAGUCUUCACAAAGCACCGUGACUGCCUCUGCCGUUGUUUUGCUAAUCGUCAUUGCAGCGUCAGGAGUCAUGGUGCUACUCGUCGUAAAUCAUCAUCUCGUCAUACUUCUAUAACAGAUACAGAACUUCUCGGACGACCGAGGAGGAUUUGCAUCAAGAACAACAGCCUUUCAAACGGUUCCAUGUGACCAACCUCAACAAACAAACACAAGAGCUGCUGGCUACAACUACAACAUACGAGAACUAACAGGACAUCAAGCGUAAAUAUCUAUGUAUGAGGAGGACCUACUAAUUGCACUACUACUGGACGGGGCGGGCUCUGUUGUAACGCCGUUGCUUGCAGCAGCUCCGCCAGCCGCAAAUUGGUUGGCGACGCAAUGGAACUACCAACGAACCUAUGGUGAUGGCCGCGAUCGUUGUUUGGCUAGUACGAUUACAGUAGUCAAGAUCCCCCAUCAGACCUUGAUGCUCGACGUGUAUGAUUUAUCAUCUCGAAAUAUUUUUUAGGAAUAUUAAGCGUAACCACCGUUCACCGCGGUGCAGCAUCUUUCUUCUUCGCAUCCUACCAGCAGGCACCUCUAAAACUUGAUGGUGCUCACCUUAUUUUUAAGCUCUAUUCUUGAUUUUUGAUUUUGAGCCGCUACCAGAGCUCCGGCUCAGGUGGCGCAGGCAGGAAGGGCAAGAAGAGGAGUCUUGCUUAGGACCUGGCAUUUCUAUGGCGCCUGUUCUGACGCAAGGAAGGGCAAGCAGAGGCGGCUUGUUUUGGACCUUGUGGCUAUGCGGAGGUUGGCCGAAGCACUACGGAGGCGGUAGUAGUGCCUCGCUCUGAAGCCAGGGGUGAUUGAGGGUCUCGGCCCGCUUUCCCUCGGGCAACUCCCCGGGUCUGUUGGUUCACCACUAAAACGGGCGGCGUUUCUUCAGAUCUUGGUGGCGACCGGUUGAAACACUGGUCGCCAGCUACUUACAAGCAGGAACAUAGAAAGUACGUUAGACAGUUACUCGCUCGCCUAAAGAAGCGAGCACCCGAUUGAUUUUUGAUUUUGACAGGAAGGGAGAGCAGAGGAGACAGGAAGGGAGACGGUGAUGUUGACAGGAAGGGAGAGCAGAGCAGAGGAGACGGUGAUGUUGACAGGAAGGGAGAGCAGAGGAGGCUCUCUUAGGACCUGCCAGAUUUGUGGAUCCUGUUGGACACGAGGAAGGGCAAGCAGAGGCGGCUUGUUUUGGACCUCGUGGCUGCGCGGAGGUUGGUAGGACUAGCACGGAAGAGGAGGUAGUGCUAGUCCCGCCUGAAGCCAAGGACUAAGAGCAUCCCGGUGCAAUUUUUCUGAGGCAACUCCACAGUCUUGGCUGUUCGACAUCAAAGCGGGUGUUUUUUAGUCAAGUUCUGGUGGCAAAUAAUUGUUGAAACACAGCUUGCCUGCCACUUACUCUCAGGAACUCAAUUAGCACGUACAACAGUCACUCGCUCGCCUAAAGAAGCGAGCACACAGUUGAUUUUUGAUUUUGAAGGAGCGUUUGCGUUUGCGUACCACUACCAGAGCCUCGGCUCAGGUAGUGUAGGCAGGAAGGGCUAGAAGAGGAGUCUAGCUUAGGACCUGCCAUUUCUAUGGCGCCUGUUCUGACGCAAGGAAGGACAAGCAGAGGCGGCUUGUUUUGGACCUUGUGGUUGGGCGGAGGCUGACGGGAGCAUUACGGAUGAGGUGGUAGUUUUGCUCCAGUCUGAAACCAGGGCUGAGGAAAGGCUUCGGCAGUUCUUCUCCCAGGCAACUCCCCGAGCUUGGCCGUUCACUACUAAAACGGGCGGUGUUUCGUCAGGCUCCGGUGGCGACUGGUUGAGACACUAGUUGCCAGCUAUUUACAAACAGGAACAUAGUUAGUACUGCAGACAGUUACUCGCUCGCCUGAAGAAGCGAGCACACAAUUGAUUUU